AUGUCUUCCGACGGAAACAACGGCCCUGUCAUUAUCAAAGGCAUCCACGAUGGCUUCGAAGGAGGCGAACCAUCCAUGCGGUUGGAGCUGCGCGACAUGGUCGAAAAUCACCCGGACCAAUGGAACCUGUUCCUCCUGGGACUAGAGCGGUUCCAAAAGGUUGACGAGAAAGAACCGCUCUCGUAUUUCCAGAUUGCUGCCCAGAAAUGGCCGAAUGCUGAUUGGAACAAUGGAGAGCUGUACAAGCAUGUCAAUUACAUUGCAUCUGAGUUCGAGAAAGAUGGGAAGACGAAGUACAUUAAGGCCGCCAAGACCUUUCGACUGCCUUACUGGGAUUGGGCGCACCCUGAACUUCCAUUAUAUCCGGAUGAAGCUCUCUCAGCAACGGAACACACUCCAGAGAGACCCAACAGUCAGAAGGGAAAGCUCGAAGAAUUUUCUUACAAGAUGAACCCGCUGGCCCGAUAUAAGUUCGGAGAGUAUUCCCGGUCUCAGAAGAAGCAGAAACCCGAACUUCCCGGCGGCGACUUUGACAUAAUUCUGAAAGGAAAAAAGCUUGAAACCUCGAGAACCUUCGGUAGUCUCAGUGACCCCGAAGAGAAGAAGGCUCUCAUUGAGAAGUUGAAUAGCCGCGAUGUCGGCGCCAAGGGUAUGAACGUGUCUGAGAGAAUCAUCUUCCUUCUUCAGUCGUAUACGGACUUUGGUGCCGUGUCAAAUAACAAGGCAUUUGGCAAUAAGAAGGAUCCUCAAUUCGAAAAUUGGGGUAGCAUCGAAGAUGCCCACAAUGCUGUCCAUGUAUACAUUGGAGGCUACAUGGGUGACGUCAGGAUCGCUGCUUUCGACCCCAUCUUCUGGCUGCACCACGCCAACAUUGACCGUAUCUUCGCCAUAUGGCAGGCCUGCAAUCCUGGGAAAUACGUUACACCGCAGUAUCCGACCGAAGACACCGUUUUCCGGGCGAAAGACGUGAAGGAGGACAAAGACACCUCAUUGCCUCCGUUUGCUCAUGCGGUGAAGGAGGAUGGCAGCCAGGUCUUCUGGACAUCAGUCGGAGUGGAAAACACCAAAGAUCUCGGCUACGUCUAUCCGGAGACUCAGAGCAAGUUUAAGACUAGGAAGGACGUUCUCAACGAAGUCGAUCGUCUUUACAAGAAAAGAGCCUCCUUCGCCAACAUCUUGCGAACCCAGCCAACAGAAGCUCGUACUUUGCGUGCGCUUCAGGACCGUGCCAAGGCCCAUUUGGGGGUCUCUAGCACCGAGGACGUUGAACUCCCGGCCGGUCGCGACCUCCGCAAUUUGGCAGUCGGCAACAAGUAUCUCGAAUGGCUGGUCAACAUCAGAGCCAACAAACACGAGCUGGAUGGCAAUUACAUUGUCAAUAUCUUCAUCGGUGAUCCCUCGGCCAGCACGCAUCCUCUUCUGUACAUGAAGGACCACGCUCACGUCGGAUCUUUCGCCACCUUCGGUCAGGACGAACACAGCUCGUGCGAGAACUGCAAGAAAGGUCGCGAAGAAGAUCAGAGAAUCACUGGCCAGAUCCCUCUGACCAUCGCUCUUGUCGAGCGGUACUUGGCUGGACAGAUCGAGAGCCUUGCACCUGAGCACGUGGUUGCGUACUUGAACGACAACAUUCGAUGGAAGGUUACGCUUCCCAAUGGAGAGCUGAAGUCGCCGGGGGACCUGAGCAACCUCCUUGUUUGCGUUGUAUCGAACGAGGUCACUUUCAACCCCAAUGACCCGACGGCGGUUCCAAAGUAUUCGGAAGAGGUCAUUGCUUACGAGAAUAUCACCAACGAUAUUCCUGAGUCCUUCAAUACUGGUUAUAAUGGCGGCAAUUACUAG
Molecule: messenger RNA, 1842 nt
Organism: Colletotrichum fioriniae
Lineage: Eukaryota; Fungi; Ascomycota; Sordariomycetes; Glomerellales; Glomerellaceae
Source: RefSeq, a predicted model, not a curated record